Molecule: messenger RNA, 1942 nt
Organism: Silurus meridionalis
Lineage: Eukaryota; Metazoa; Chordata; Actinopteri; Siluriformes; Siluridae
Gene: vwa1
Product: von Willebrand factor A domain containing 1
Exons: 6
Coding region: 262-1776 (504 amino acids)
Molecular function (GO): protein binding
Source: RefSeq, a predicted model, not a curated record
AAAGAGAAUUGAAAUGAGGCUCUGAGGCUGCAGGUGAAGCGGAUCUCAGAAGAGAGGAUCAUGGACACGUGAAAGGACAGGAAGAGCUGAGGAGCGGUGGGAGAGCAGGAGCCAAGGAACGGACGGCAUUUGUUAGAGAAGCACGCGCGUGGAAAUGGACACUGCUGAGUAACUUCACCGCACUUCCGGUUUGUUUAUUUACCUGUGCCGUGUGUGUGUGUGUGUGUGUGUGUGUGUGUGCGCGCUCGCGUGUGUGUGACCAUGAGGCGACUCGGGGGCGCGUGCCAACUGCUGCUGCUGCUGAACUCUUGUCCUCUAUGGAGCGGCGCGCGAGACACCGCACCUGGUUCAGUCUUUGACUGUUGUGAAGCCAAUGUCCUCAUUCUGCUGGAUUCAUCCGGAAGCAUCUCCUUCUACGAGUUCUCCCACAUGCUCCACUUCCUGGCCAGCUUGCUCCGCCCCUUCCAAGUCGGGCGUGGCCACCUCAGAGUGGCGCUGGUGCAGGUGGCCACAGAGCCGCGAGUAGAGUUUGACUUCAAUGCCCACAGCAGCCAGAAUGCUUUGCAGGACGCGUUACUGGGAACACCACAGCUUCGUGGAGACACCAAGACGGAAAGUGCACUGCUAUUGGCUCAGAGGUUACUGUGGCAACCGGCAGGGCAGGGAGCUCUGCACAGAGUGCUCCUGUGGAUCACAGACGGGGUGGAGCCAGGGAAUGUCGAAGGUCCAAUAGCAGCGUUGCAUAAAGAAGGUGUGUCUGUGCUGGCCGUUUCUACUGGACACACUAAUUACCAGGUGUUUAGUAAAGUUGUGACUCCGCCCAUCAACCAACACCUGUACUUCGUCGAUCCUGAUUACAUGGACAUCAUCAGCACAGAACUGAGAGAAGCAAUCACAGAGCUGAUCUGCACAGAGUGUCUCGACGUACGUGACGUGACAUCCCAUAGUGCCAUGCUGCACUGGAGGCCUGUUCUGAAUGAUGGACGUGGCGAGUAUGAGCUGCAGUACGGUCAAAAGCACUGGAGCAUAGACUCACACCGGAAACUCACCCUAUCACAAGAGCACACCUGGCUCGAACUGACUGACCUGCAGCCUGAUACACACUACAGCGUCCGGCUCACAACACACACCCAUCAUACGACACACACACCCACCAGCAAGACGCUCAGCAGAGCCUUCAAAACCCUGCCAGAUGUGUUGCGUCCUGACAUGAACGUGUUGCGUCCUGAGACAGUGACAGUGUCGGAGUCGGGUCCGGACCGGCUGCGUGUAAGCUGGACCCUGGUUCCAGGACGGGUCGAUCGGUACCGGGUGGAGUUUGGGGCAAUCCCACGCGGGGACGUACGCUCUAUGAUGUUGUCUGGGUCUCAGAGCAGCGUUUUGCUCACACAGCUUCACCCUGACACACAUUACCUCAUCACCAUCAUCGCCCUGCACUCCUCCGGCCAGGAGGGGGCGAUCUCUGUCAAAGCCUGCACUCAAGAGGUUUUCUCAGCAGUACACGACCUUCGGCUGACCCCCAUGGGCCCGGACACUCUGAAAGUGGACUGGGCGACUCAGGAGCAAGGGGCAGGACUUCAGGGUUACUGGGUGAAGUGGGAGACGAGGGAACACUCUUCAUCCUCAUCCUUAUCAUCACGGUACCUGCCUGCUCAGACGCUCUCGACCGUACUGACACACCUGAAACCCAGCACCCGGGUUUGUGUGUCUCCUGUGUACAGGACGGCGGCUGGGGAAGGGCUGUGCUGCACUGCACAAUCACACACAGCUGCCUGAGGAACAGAGAGAAGCUUCCAGACUCCAGAGGAAGAAGAGAGCCUGGCGUUUGGUCUGCUGUGGAGGAGGAACAUUUCACUGAAGGACAUGAUUCUGAGAGAAUAGCUUUUAUAUUCAUCAGCAGAACCCAGCGAUGAUAAUAAAUAUUACUGCACAUUCUUUCAGA